This is a messenger RNA of Salvia miltiorrhiza (redroot sage), 560 nucleotides long. Its product is annotated as protein ENHANCED DISEASE RESISTANCE 2-like. The transcript is spliced from 4 exons. Bases 21 to 455 code for a protein of 144 amino acids. The record is from RefSeq and is a predicted model, not a curated record. NCBI's taxonomy places the organism in Eukaryota, Viridiplantae, Streptophyta, Magnoliopsida, Lamiales, Lamiaceae.
GAUGAAAGGGAAGACAGUCUAUGGCAAGGGAAGACAGUCUAUCGUGCAAAUAUGGAUACACUCUUCCGAAGGAUCCAACCUGUAAUUUGCUAUGUAGUUGGACAGCAACAGAUCCAUCAACAUAUCUUAUUCGUGGAAAGACUUAUUUGGAUGACAGAAAAAAGAUUAAAGCGAAAGGCACAUUGAUGGAAAUGGUUGGUGCUGACUGGUUGAGAUCUGACAAGAGAGAAGAUGAUCUUGGUGGCCGUCCCGGGGGCAUAGUUCAGAAAUAUGCUGCUAAGGGGGGUCCCGAGUUCUUUUUUAUUGUGAACAUACAGGUUGAUUUGCUACUGGAAAGUGGAGAAUAUUUCUUAAGUGAUCAGACGAAUCAAACAAAGAAGUGGCAGGAGAAGCAAGAGAAACAAGCAGCUAAAGUGACUGAAACCAAAAGGAAACGAGAAGAGGCAUUUUUAUGAUCAACAAUAUUUUAUUGGAUUUGAUGUAGGAUGAUUGUAUGAUAGAUACUUUUUCAAUGUAGGAUGAUAAAGAAUAUUUGAAAUUAAUGAAUGACCUUUUUAUUA